AUGCAGCAGUCUCCAGGGGUCCUGCCGCCUGCUUCACAUGCGGCAAUUGUGACAGAUGCGGCAGGAGAAUGUGAAGUAGAGCGGGACAAUGCGGAUGGGUUACUUGACAAUUAUUCAACCGACUCACAUCUGAAUGACAGUGAGGCCUUUUUGAGAGAAUUCGAGGAAUUUGAGAAGAGCAUGCACAUGAUGGAAACCUUUGCUGUACAGCCAUCGAUGGAAGACAUGACAGUUCUUAAGAGAAUAAGAGCAUCUACACCACAUUCGGCCGUCUGCAACGAAGAGGAAGCUACAAAGGCCGUUCUACCGUAUAAGAAUAAAUUUUGGAUUGGUUGCGGAACGGACACACUGAAGGUCUUCAGUAAUCCGAAGGAUCGGCGCAUAGAGUCAAUCGCGCGUACCAGUGGAUGCCGCAUAACGCUGAGAGAAAACAGGCGGAAAAACAAACUGGGCCAAUUGCAACAACUAGUGGUUGUUGAAUCCGCAUCAGAGACGGGGUUGAGGAAGUGCACGAAUUUGUUGGAUGAAAAAUUUCCUGCUUUCAGGGCCAGCUCGGGUCGCAUGAACUGUAAGUGGGACUUCCGGUAA
Molecule: messenger RNA, 588 nt
Organism: Dibothriocephalus latus
Lineage: Eukaryota; Metazoa; Platyhelminthes; Cestoda; Diphyllobothriidea; Diphyllobothriidae
Source: the annotation of a GenBank genome assembly